AUGAGUUCAUUUAACGGCUUGCCCCUUGCGUUUGGAAAACAACGGAAUACAGCAUCCAAAACCAAUGCAUCAUCGUCUUCGGAUUCAUCAUCUACAUUACCAUCAAGCAAACAACAAUACACAAAAAAGGCCAUAUCUAUUCUACCACAGGCAUCCACUAAAUCAAACGCCUAUUCACCAGCCAUUUCAAAAACAUUGAAGUCUCAUCAAGAAGAACAAAAACCAAUGGUAUUUACUCAAGUACGACAUUUUGAGGAGGUAGAAGAAGAUGAUGAGGAUGAAAUGAAUGAAAAAAUCAAUUCGAUCGAUGAGUCCGACGAACAUCAAAGUAGUAGCACUUCUACGGUUGAUGCAACAAGCCAACACACAUCAACAUUUAAAGAAUUCAUUCCGUGUUGUUCUCAUUCUGUCAAAAUGAAAGGACAUAAAAAAGCAGUCACAGCACUGGCUAUUGAUCCUAGUGGUUCACGAUUAAUCUCAGGUUCAAGUGAUUAUGCUCUCAAGUUUUGGGAUUUUCAAGGCAUGGAUGAAUCUUUACAACCAUUUAAAUCUAUUGAUGAAGUUACAAGAGAUGGGUCCUAUGCUAUCAAGCAUUUAGAAUUUAGUAACAGUGGUGAUAAAUUUAUAUUAUCAGACAAUUCAUUACAAGCCAUAUUGUAUAAUAGGGAUGGACAGAAAUUAGGACGAUUUAAAAAAGGUGAUACUUAUAUUGUCGAUAUGAGUAAAACCACCGGACAUACAGCAUCAUGGACAGGAGUGAAAUGGCAUCCCGAUGCAUCCAAUCGUUUUGUAUUGAGUAGUUCCAUGGAUUGUACACUCCGGGUAUGGGAUAUGGAAUAUUUUAAUAGUAAGGGACAUAAGAGUGUUUAUAAGACUCGUAAUUCAAAAGGAAUCAAAACACCAUGUACUUCUUGUUGUUAUAACAAUGCAGGUAAUUUAAUGGUAGCUGGAUGUAGCGAUGGAUCGAUUCAAAUAUGGAAGGACAAUUCAAAUGGAAACAAAAGUGAUAUUUAUUAUGCUCCUUCUCAAAAGCAGAAUGCCUCUUCAUGCAUCACGUGUGUGUCAUUUUUAACAAAUGAUCAAACCUUGAUGGCUCGUGAUGAAACCAGUCUACAAAUUUUUGAUUUGCGCGCCAUGAACUCACCGCUCGCUGUGUGUUCAAAUUUACCCAAUUACUUUGAAAACUCGAAUUGUGUUGAAUCUCCAUUAGGAAAUUAUAUUGCUUGUGUGACUAGUUCCAUCCAUGAAAAAGAUCAUGGACAUUUAAUGAUUUAUGAUUACAAGAGCAAUGAAAUGGUACAUGAAUUAGAUUUAGGAGAAGGAGUGAGUGGGAUUCAAUUGAGAUGGCAUCCCAUUAUUAACCAAAUCUUUGUUGCAGCAUCAGAUCAUUGCAUUACAGGAUAUUAUGAUGAUGUGGGUUUUGAUCUUUCAAGUAGUACUACUUGUUCAAUGAAUGAUUCCAUUUCAAGUAGUAGUAGUAGUACUUAUCAUCAUUCCAUUCGUGGUCUAGUUACAAGUAUGAGUCGAGGAAUUAAAAAGAAGAAUAUUGAUCAGGCUCAAAUGUUACAACCUCAAAUUAUUGCUCCAUUUGCAUCUGGAAAUAGAAAACCUCUAAGAAAAGGAUCUAAAAAACAAAUUCAACAACAAGAACAACAAGAUGCAAAAUAUCAUAAACCAACCAAUCAACCGCCACAAGGACCAGGAUUUGGAGGUAGAAUUAAUGAUAGUUUUACUCAUUUCUUAAUGAAAGGAAUGGGUGUGGUUCAUCAAAAUUCAGAACAUGAAAAUGCUCGUGAAGCAAUUUUAAAACAUGCUGAACAAGCUGAAAAGAAUCCUUUAUUUAUUGCACCUGCGUAUCAACACACACAACCAAAACCAAUAUUUGCCUAUGAAGAAGAAGAAGAGGACAAUGAGGAUGGCGAUCAUCAUUCCAUGGAACACUUUACGGAAAAUGUCCAUGAUCGAUUUCGAAGUGGCAUUUCGAGACAUGAUGGAGAUCUUGAACCAUCUCAAAAGAAGAGAAAAGCAGAUUGA
This is a messenger RNA of Naegleria lovaniensis, 2034 nucleotides long. RefSeq lists its product as uncharacterized. The coding region runs from base 1 to 2034 and encodes 677 amino acids. The record is from RefSeq and is a predicted model, not a curated record. Lineage: Eukaryota; Heterolobosea; Eutetramitea; Acrasida; Naegleriidae. Gene Ontology annotation, molecular function: protein binding. Gene Ontology annotation, cellular component: site of double-strand break; nucleus. The transcript is spliced from 2 exons. Gene Ontology annotation, biological process: regulation of DNA double-strand break processing.